UUUAGGCCCUAGUCUGCCACGCUGGCCCAAUGUGGAUUGGUAGACUAAAAUAAAUUACAUAAUAACUAUUAAAGUACCUUAUAAAUUGUAGCUCUACCUGAAAUUUUUUAAUAUCAGAAGUGGGAUACGAAUUAUUUAUGGCAAUGGAAACCUAAUAGCAUUUUUGUUACACAGGUCUUGAAAAAACGAGGGACAAUGAAUCUCAACCACGAGCAGCUGCAAGAAAUCUUGAAGAGUAUACGUGACUCGUUAACAUCCAAUCAACGCAGCGAUGACAUCGCGCUGCCUAUUUUUGAUCCUGAGAAAAGCGACAACGGGGCUGAGACCUGGUGCAAAAGCAUCGAGUUACUCGGCACCGAGCUUGGAUGGAGCAGUAUUCAAAAAGCAGCUAAAGCAGGUAAGGCCCUCCGAGGGUCUGCUUUAUCUUGGUUUGAGUCAUGGGAGCCCGAACAAGGUAGAAAUUGGGAGAAUUUUAGCAAAGAUAUUAUUGCAUUAUAUCCUGAAAAGAAAAAUCUUUCGGAAAAAUUAUCAAAGGCUGUAUUGUAUUCGUCGGAUUCAAGUGAUUCGUAUUGUGAUUAUGCAAGAGAAAAGUUAAGACUUUUACAGAGUUGUAAGAUUAAUUUUUCUGAAAAUCAAUUAAUUGAGCUUGUGUGUGGGGGAAUUCGGGAACCAAAUAUUAAAAUAACUUGCCAUAAUACUUCCGUUACUAACACGUCGGAAUUAAUAACUUUGUUUUCUACAUUUUCGAAACAAACAAGAAAACGCCCAUUAGAAAAUAAUGCCGAUAAUAGUGCCGGGCCUAGUAUUCCAAAGCAAGUUAAAACUAAUAAGGACCGUACUUGUUUUUCUUGUGGAAAAUUAGGCCAUAUUUCCUCUCAAUGUUUACAAAGAAAUAAAAAUCUUUCUUCUUCUUCGGACGGUAAAGAAGUUGUAAAAAAGACUAAAAAUCUUUACUGUGUAUUUUGUAGCAAGGAGGGUCAUUCCAUUGAUUUUUGCUUUCACAAAAAACGGAUCGAUAAGGAAACUGCUACAUCAACAACUGAGAUUUUCAAUCCAGAAUCUAAGGAGAUCAUUAAUGUAUUAAUACCAACUAACUCAUGGUUAGAAAUCGCACAACAAAAGGAUGAUGAAACUCAGUCAUUGAUUGAAAAAGUACAGGCGGGCGAAUUGGAUACUAACCAAUACUUAGUUAAAAAUAAUUUAUUAUACUACAAAACUAACUCCGAUGGUAGGGCAAGGUUGUAUGUUCCCAAAGGCAGCAGAUUAAGCAUUUUACGUUUAUUUCACGAUGAAAAUUGUCAUGUAGGUUAUGAUAAAACCUUUCAAAAACUUUCUGAGUCUUUUUGGUUUCCAGGACUAACAAGUUUUAUUAAAAAGUAUCUUUCUCAUUGUUUAGUUUGCACAGAGCGUAAAUCACAUACAGGGCCCAAACAAGGCAUGUUAUACCCAAUAGAAAAAACUCCUAUACCUUUCCAUACGGUACAUUUAGAUUGUACGGGUCCUUUUCAACAAUCUAGUGCCGGCUAUAAAUACAUUCUUAUGAUUAUAGAUGGUUUCACAAAGUAUUGUAUUUUAAAACCAUUGAAGUCAAUGGGUGGUGAUGAAAUGGUCAAUAAUGUGCGAGAAUCGUUAACUCUAUUUAGCACCCCUUCACUAGUCAUUACAGAUCGCGGUACAAACUUUUCAUGUAAACUAUUACAAACAUUGUUUAGAAGUUGGCAAGUUGAACAUCAUAUGAUAACUACUGGCACUCCACGUGCUAACGGUCAAAUAGAGAGGUAUGUCAAAACUAUAAUAGAUAUGUUAACUACGUCAUGUAAUACGUCAGAUUGGCCAAACGGUUUAUGGAAAGUUCAAUUAUCACUCAAUUCAACUAUACAAAAAUCUACUGGUUUUGCUCCUAUUCGUUUAUUGGUUGGGCUUAAUGGUAAUAUACCUUGCAUACAGGCUCGAUUGAAUGAUGUGACUGAUAAUGGUAAUGAUGUACAAAAAGAAUUAGUAGAUGUUCGUGCUGAGCGUUUACUAGCUCACCAACGACUAGUCAAUGUAGCUAGUGAUUUUAAAAAGCGUUUUGAUUUAUCCAGGCGAGAUAAUAUAGUAUAUAACAUUGGGGACGUAGUCUAUGUAAAUCAGGAUCACAGACGGCAUGAUAAAUUAAGAGCCAAAUUCAAAGGUCCAUAUGAAAUUAUCAAUAUUUUGGAAAAUGAUCGAUUUUCUUUAAAAGGGAAAGGAAGUUUAAAGGAUAUUAUAAUUGCCAAGGAAAAGUUAAGACGUUGGCCUGGUGAAUGGAUAGAUCAAAAUGUCUUGGUUGAAGAUUAUAUUGAAAAGUAGUGAAUAAAAAAGUAUGUCGAUGACCAGUGAUAGAUGAUUGUAAUUUUUAGUAAAAAAAUAAAUGCUAUAGCUUUAAAACCACUCGUGUUAAAAGGAUAUUAUAAAAUGUUGCUAUAAAACGAAUGGUGUUAAAGGAUAUUUUAUUAUUUAGUGGUGCUUCAAAAACCAAUGGUAUUCAUGGCUAUUUUCUGGUGCUGCUUGAAAACCAAUGGUGUUUAAGGCCAUGGAGUAUCACAUAUGU
This is a messenger RNA of Maniola jurtina (meadow brown), 2572 nucleotides long. RefSeq lists its product as uncharacterized. Gene Ontology annotation, biological process: DNA integration. The record is from RefSeq and is a predicted model, not a curated record. Gene Ontology annotation, molecular function: zinc ion binding; nucleic acid binding. Bases 196 to 2331 code for a protein of 711 amino acids. Lineage: Eukaryota; Metazoa; Arthropoda; Insecta; Lepidoptera; Nymphalidae. The transcript has 2 exons.